Cylicocyclus nassatus is the source of this 270-nucleotide messenger RNA. The record is from the annotation of a GenBank genome assembly. Lineage: Eukaryota; Metazoa; Nematoda; Chromadorea; Rhabditida; Strongylidae.
UUCCAAGGCGAUCUCGUUGACAUUGUCAUUAACAAUUACGAAUCAUCUCAUGCAAGGCGAUAUUGGAGAGAGGAACGAGGGAGAGACACUGCCAUUGAAAAGCGGACAUUGGUGAUGCCAGUGGACAAAUUAUUUCUGCGUGGAAGCUCCAGGAAAGAAAUGAUCCAAACUGUUUCGAUUAAUGGAAAAGAAUAUCCAACAAAAUUUUUCAUCGAGCUAUGUCGAGUGACAGAUUUCACGGUUCAUCAUGUAAAUCGUGCAUCUCUCUUU